This is a messenger RNA of Rhincodon typus (whale shark), 3769 nucleotides long. RefSeq names its product protein TASOR 2-like. Lineage: Eukaryota; Metazoa; Chordata; Chondrichthyes; Orectolobiformes; Rhincodontidae. The record is from RefSeq and is a predicted model, not a curated record. Gene Ontology annotation, cellular component: nucleoplasm. Gene Ontology annotation, biological process: negative regulation of gene expression, epigenetic. The coding region runs from base 410 to 3769 and encodes 1119 amino acids. The transcript is spliced from 15 exons.
UUACAGUUUGUUCAGGAAGUGCUGCCUCGCUCCUCCUUUUUUUUCGCGAUGACAUUCAAUUGCGCACCAACCUUUCUCUUUCUGUAUUCCCUUCCUGAUGUAGUGCUUCCGCCUCGCUGCAAGAAGCCAGAAUGUUGCACGUUAUUCGCCGUCGACGGUGCUGAAGCUUCUGCAGUGAUUUGUUCGGUUUAGAUUUACUGACGGUAGAAUUUCCCUCAGGUUUGAUUCCCCGCGUCCCCCUUGGCCUCCCCCCUGGAGAAAUGUCAGCUUUCUCCUGAUCGAGGGACAUCUCGCUUCUUUCUCCGAUGCCGAUUCUCCGCACGUGGAAUUUUUCAUGUUCUGCUAAAUUGCAAAGCGACGGCAGCAAGAUCAACUUGCUCUCCCGGCCUGCGAGGAGACGUGCGAGAAGAUGUCUUCUCCUCCUGAUCACUCGCCGAGUUGUGAGGAGCCGUGUCCCUCAGCUCGGGAUGGCUCUCCUCCAGAAACCUUUCAUAUGGUGUCCCUCACCUCCAGCCAGUUCAGACAAGAAAUACUUCCAACCUUGCAGCAGGCAUACCUGGACUCCUCGUCAAGGAAUUACUUUCACUACAACCAAGUGACGUUAGUGAAUAAUGCAAAACUUCUAGAUCAGUACAAUGCUUGUCGGUCGGAUCUAGCGGUGAAAGGGUACAACCAAGAGGAACUUGCUGAGUCCUUUGCUUUCUUACUGUUCGAAACAGAAGAUCAGGCAAAAACUGUCUGUAAAGAAGGAUUGAAGGUUGGGAGCAGUAACAUUACAACUCUAGGAGAUCCACUGAAGGGAGUUUAUCUUUGUAGAUAUUCAGACUUCCUUCAUCCCAAGCCGUGGUACCAUGGAAAAUGCGGCUUUAUUGUAAUUUUUAAAAUAAUUAAGGGUAGAGUGAAGUCUAUGAUUGAAAAUUACACAGCGGAUUUGACUGAACCAUCUGCUGGUUACAACUGCCACAUUUCCAUAAACAGUGAUACGGUUUCUUCCAUAACAAGUCAUUUUCAAGCUUUUGAGCUGACGCAGUAUUAUGUGUAUGAAUUUGGACAGUGUGGUGUUCUCGAGUGCCCUCGACAGAUUUAUCCUUACACUAUUGUAGCAUUUCAAUACUCUGACAACAAGUGUGUGAUGGCAGAGUCAGCAAAGGCUGAGCUUUUCGUUCCUGAAAUUCAAGUGGAGUACUAUCCUUGGAAAGGACAACUUACCAACAGAGGCAAAGUGAUCAGUGUAGCUCUGAAAUCAACUGGCAGUCCAUUGUUGCCAGUCGUUUUACCAACAAAGCUUGAAAUUGAGUACGUGAUGAGCAUUGGCGAACUAAAAAGCAAACUGCCUCAGGGUGUUUUUGAAAAAGAAAAUUACAAACUUAAAGAAGUUUGCUUGGAAGGUUUAUAUUGCAGUUGGUAUGAACUGGUGGCAGACUUAGAGGGAGGAGAAGCUACUUGGCUGGAUCCUUUGAUAAAUAAAUUGGAGGAAAAGAAGCUGGCAGUUGUAAAGCACUUAAACGAUCAGGGGCUACUCAUAUUGUUCAACGAUUCUGUUUCCAGUCCUGCCAAUGGAAGCAGCCAGACUGCUCAUGAUACAGUGCAAGCUGUGUUCAUUUUCAAAACACCCAGAAUUUCUCACCUCAAAGAAACAAAUCGGGUGAUAUGCACACUUUCCCAGAAUAGGAUAACUCCGCUGCUUCCUGGUUAUACGUACGCUGUGACCACGGGUCUGACAUCCACUGACACACCGGCAACUCCAUGGAACAAAGUGGUUGAGGAUCAACUUGUGCAAUAUUUCAAAACGACUCCAAAGCAGUCCAAACAAACAGGUGUCGCUGUAGGCAAUCAUUCCCUAAUUUCUGUGGGGGCACGGCCAAACAAAGGACAGCCGCCAAUUCCUGGACACUCCUGGCAAACCAGACUUUCCCAACUCGCUCCUUACUUUGCCGAACCCGCAAGCUACUUACUUCCUGUGUCAAGAGUCUUGAAACUUAAGGGGAAUGCUCUCAAGCUUUGCCAAAACUCUGGCGGCAGGCCUAAGGUCUUGUGCCAUUCUGGUAUCUCAGAACCGCAGCCCCCUAAUGCUGGGAUCCAACGGGUAAAGAGGGCAUCAAGAGUCAAAAAGGUUCAAGGAAAAGAUGCCCUGCCAGUGAGCUUGCCAGUGCCAAGUGCGCCUUCUCAGCCUGGGAUAACGGUAAAGUCCAUGCUGCAGACCCAAGCAAGUGGUGAACCAGGCAAGACUGUGGGAAGAGUUAACUCGAUCAGCAAACCAAUUGCGGUGAGCAAAGUCUCGAACAGAGCAAAAAGGAAGGCAGCUAAAGCUUUGCAUACCAGUGCAUUGAACAAACCGGACACUAUCUUCGCAAGUCCCGAUCGCGCAGUCAGCAGCAAAGCAGCCGGCACCACUUCAGCGAGUCUGGGAUAUUCCACAAGAUCUGCUUUCAAUAAUAAAAGGACCCUGUCGCAGUCGGCCAAAGGCUUCCCCACAGAAACACCCGCCCCACUCGAGGUGAACACAAAGAGACUGAAAGCUGCUGCCGUGCUCUCUCAAACCUCUGCAGCAGGAAGAGCAGACAGCAACUACAUGGACACAGAGAUGACUGCGAUGGAUAAGGUGCACAGCCAAUGCACUGAAACUGUUUGUGUUACAGGAGUAAGCACGCAGCAGGUUUCACGGUAUGGCGUCUGCACCUGGAACAUUGUAGGAAACAUCUCUGAUAAUGAGCCUGCCUCCCUGCAGCCGCUAUCCUUGUGUGCUGGUUUAUGUUUGUUACAAGAGAAAAAAAUGCCAGAGGUGGAAAGGCAGGCAUCACAGGAGGGUGUCGAUAACAAAGUUGGGCAAACAGACGCACUAAAUAUUCUCGCUGACCUUGCGAUUAAUUCUGCUAUUGCGACAGUACCGACAUCUCAGCAGCGCUGCACUUUGACUAUGCAGGCAUGUGUUACAUGUGCCACCAACGAGAACACGUCUGUUGGGAGCAAUGAGCAAUUAAAUCAUUGCUCCAAUUUGAUUGACAACCACAGUGAUUGCUUACCGAAUACAGAGUUAAAGGUACAGAGCAUCAUGUCGAUGGCAGCAGAAAACCACCAAGAAGGUGGGGGAGAAGUCUCUGAAAAUUGGCUGCCCCCGCCUUCUGCAUCAUUGAGUUUAGAGGGUCUUCCUUCUGCAGCCCCAGCUUUCGCUAAGCUUGAAACCACCAGGGUGCCUAAAUCUCAGUCUCGUGUUGCUAGAGAUACUGCUUACCGAUCCUCAGCCACUCCCCGCACUUCUCACCCCUUGGGAGACCAUUCAUAUUCUCGGCCACCGAGGGAUAGCGAGCCCGUGUGUUCAGCUGUUGCUAACCCUGUGCCAUCCGAAAGCGAGCCUGGGGCGUGCGAGAAUGAGAGGAGAGACUCGGCUGUGUUGGAUUUGCAAAACACGAGCCGUACCUCACAGUCACAGACUGAUCUUGGCUCUAAAGAUGAGGAAAGAACAUUAGUUGGAAGAGUGCUACCUUUCAGACGUGAAGAUCCAUGUGAGAUGAAUGAUACAAACACUGUGUCAGCUCCAUUGAAGAAUAAUGGUGCAUUGGGAAGGUACGACCAGGUUGCUGAUUUUACUGUUGCUGAUUCAUCGCAGAGCAGGUUUGAUGAAGAGUUCCAAUGCUCUCGCCGCGUGUAUGAGGAAAAGGACAUUAUAAAGGUGACAUUUGAAUGGAAAGGACCAUACUUGUACCAGUGGGACAGCAAAUAUACAAACGAUUCACUGGAGAAAUCUGUGAAUCGGGCUUUACAUGGGUAA